CACGUGGAAACUUUGACAUUUCGAAGGCAUUGUUGUGUCUUCGACAAGUUCAUUUUCGUUAUUUAAUGUAGUAUUUUGUAGAAAUUUGAGUUAUAUAUUACAGUUCAAACACUUCAUUCUUUAUUUAUUUGUCGUAACGAAUAGAAUUCAUUCGCAAGUUAGCCAUGGCUCCUGCUGUUUCUCCUUUGGGUCCACGUCCACUAGUCUUUUGUGGUCCAUCUGGCUCAGGGAAAUCUACUCUUAUCAAACAAAUUAUGAGUGAUUUCAAAGGUGUUUUUGGAUUUUCUGUAUCUCAUACCACAAGGUCUCCAAGACCAGGUGAAGUUGAUGGGAAAGACUAUCAUUAUGUAUCAAGAGAAGCUAUGGAAAAGGGAAUAUCUAAUGGAGAAUUUAUUGAAUCAGCUACUUUCUCUGAUAACAUGUAUGGUACCAGUAAAAAGGCAGUGGAAGAUGUUCAGCGCAGCAAUAAAAUAUGCAUUUUGGAUAUUGAUACUCAAGGGGUGAAACUUAUAAAGGAGACAUCUCUUAAUCCAAUUUUCAUUUUUAUGAAACCCCCUUCAAUGGAGGUCUUGGAACAAAGACUUAGGGGAAGAAAUACUGAGAGUGAAGAGAGUCUUCAGAAAAGACUCCUAACAGCCAAAGCUGAGAUGGAAUAUGGCAGUGAACCCCAGAAUUUUGACAUUGUAAUUGAGAAUGACCAGCUUGACAAGGCCUACCAAGAUUUGAAAGAAUUUUUGAUGCCUUUUAUUAAAGAAGUUAAGAAUUAGGAAAAUUUGCAAAGAAAUAAUAAAAACUUAGGUGCCACUUUUUGGUAGCUGAUAUCUUAUCUUCUCUUAAGCAUUUCAUCCAAUGUUUUUUGUCUCCUCUUCACUCUGAUUUUUUCUAACAUUGUCUGAAAAAAUUUCAAAAAUUUCAAAUAACUUAUUAUUUUAAAAAUUGAUUCCAAGAAUACACUACCUGGUGAGCUCCUGCAA
Molecule: messenger RNA, 974 nt
Organism: Daphnia pulex (common water flea)
Lineage: Eukaryota; Metazoa; Arthropoda; Branchiopoda; Diplostraca; Daphniidae
Product: guanylate kinase-like
Exons: 4
Coding region: 165-767 (200 amino acids)
Biological process (GO): purine nucleotide metabolic process
Cellular component (GO): cytosol
Molecular function (GO): GMP kinase activity
Source: RefSeq, a predicted model, not a curated record